AUUCAUCUGGGUACUUUGCUGUACAGCACUGUCAAAGGCAGCAAACUGGAAUCCAGAUCUAGACGUAGAAGAGUAGCAGCUCCUGCCAAUGGUAAUCAAUACUAUCCAUCCGCCUCAGAAGAGGCAUGGCGCAUUCUAAGUCAGUCGAAAGGAAGGUUCAUCAGACCUCGCAAUGCAGUCGUGGGAGGCGUCAACAAGUGCGAGAUAGAUCAGUGCGAAAUGUUUGUUGGGUAUGGCGGAGAGCCGGAUGAGCAGGGCCAAACAACACUGGAUGCUAUGGUCAUGGAUGGAGCCACAAUGAAUGUAGGCGCUGUAGCUGGUCUAAACGACAUUAAUGAUGCUGUAUUGGCGGCCAGAUUUGUGCUGGAGCGCACAUCGCACACUUUCCUGGUGGGAAAAUGGGCUUCAGAUUUUGCCGAGCAAAUAGGGCUUAAACGUUACUCCACAUUGGCGACGCCCAAUACGACAGCCGAAUGGCAGCAGUGGAAGGAAAACAAUUGCCAGCGUAAUUUCUGGCAAGGUGUAACUCCGGAUCCGAAGCUCUCGUGCGGUCCCUACAAGCCGCUCACACACGUACAUGAGGAACGCAACCGAACUGAAUACAAUAUUGGGCCGGAUAAUCACGAUACCAUAGGAAUGGUAGCCAUAGAUGUAGACCACCAAAUGCAUACAGCUACAUCCACCAAUGGUUUAAAGUACAAGAUACACGGCCGUGUAGGUGACUCACCCAUAGCUGGAGCAGGCAGCUAUGCGGACAACGAAGCUGGUGCCGCUCUAUCAACUGGCGAUGGCGAUAUUAUGAUGCGUUUUCUGCCCUCGCUGCGGGCCGUAGACGCCAUGCGGGAGGGCAAGUCCCCGGCACAGGCAAUCGAGCAGGUCUUUCAACGUAUAUUAAAGCAUUACCCAAACUUUUUUGGUGCUCUAAUUACUGUUGAUCGGUUGGGGCAUUAUGCGGGUAUCUGUCACGGUGUUAAAACGUUUCCCUUCAUUGUCAGCAGCCCGAAGAGAGCAAUGCGACUGGAGAUUGAGAUUGAGAGAUUGAGAUUGAGGUGCCAUUGUAGAAAGAAACUCUGCAUGAUGAUUCACUGA
Molecule: messenger RNA, 1089 nt
Organism: Drosophila montana
Lineage: Eukaryota; Metazoa; Arthropoda; Insecta; Diptera; Drosophilidae
Product: putative N(4)-(beta-N-acetylglucosaminyl)-L-asparaginase GH22932
Biological process (GO): protein deglycosylation
Cellular component (GO): lysosome; cytoplasm
Molecular function (GO): asparaginase activity; N4-(beta-N-acetylglucosaminyl)-L-asparaginase activity; beta-aspartyl-peptidase activity
Source: RefSeq, a predicted model, not a curated record